Penicillium brevicompactum is the source of this 3003-nucleotide messenger RNA. RefSeq lists its product as uncharacterized. NCBI's taxonomy places the organism in Eukaryota, Fungi, Ascomycota, Eurotiomycetes, Eurotiales, Aspergillaceae. Gene Ontology annotation, biological process: lipid metabolic process. The record is from RefSeq and is a predicted model, not a curated record. The transcript has 4 exons. Bases 1 to 3003 code for a protein of 1000 amino acids. Gene Ontology annotation, molecular function: ATP hydrolysis activity; ADP binding; protein binding.
AUGAGCCAACUCAAUGCAGAACGCGAUGACAAUCAGGUGUUGAAACCAUGUGAUGUGUUUGAUUUGAUCGGAGGCACAAGCACUGGAGGGCUUAUUGCCAUAAUGUUGGGACGACUGGAAAUGGGAAUCGACGAGUGCAUUUGCGCAUACACGGAGUUGAUGGAAUCAGUGUUUGGUGAGAAGGUCAACAACCUGCCUAUUGACUGGGCUGGCAACAUUGUACCCCAGUAUGACAGCAAAAAGCUCAAGGUCGCGAUCGAGGAAGUCAUUUCCCGUGCUGGCCUGUCCCCUGAGGAUCCAAUGGACUAUGGUAGCUCUGGUCGAUGCCGAAUGUUCGUAUGCACAACGGCCAAAGAGACCUUGCAGGUGACUCGUCUGCGGAGCUACAAGAUCUCAAGCGAAGGCACGGUAUCAGCCACAAUAUGUGAGGCAGCCCUGGCAACUUCUGCAGCAACGGGAUUCUUUGAUCCAGUAAGGAUUGGAAACCGCGAAUUCGUUGAUGGCGCCUUUGGUGCCAACAACCCGAUUGAGGAAAUUGAAGAGGAAGCCACAGACAUAUGGUGUAACGAAACCCGUGAACUGAGACCUCUGGUCAAAUGUAUUCUUUCCAUAGGCACAGGAAGCCCAGCACGAGUGCCUGUUGACAACAAGAUGCUCAAGUUUCUCUCACAAACACUUGUCCGGAUGGCCACGAAACCCGAGAGCACUGAACGCCGCUUUAUGGCUCGAUGGUGCAACCAAUCAAAUACGCAACGCUAUUUUCGCUUCAAUGUCGAACAAGGGCUUCAAGGAGUUCACAUGAAUGAAUACCAAAAGCGCAGUGUGAUCGAGUCUGCAACCCAUGCCUACCUUCAUCAUUCGGGGCAAAAGUCGUCUGUUCAAGGCUGUAUCUCGAAUCUAUCGAGCAAACAAGGAAGGACAAAUGUUAAUUUUGAGGACGUUUUGCGAGAACACGAAGCCCGAGUGGCACAGUCUCGGAUUUUGCGAGCCAUCGGUUCCUCCGGGAAGCCCUUUCUGUCCGACAAAUCAUCAUGCUGGGAAGUACCCUUUGACAGAAAUUCUCGAUAUGUAGACCAUCACAUCACGGUUAAGAUCAAAAGAAGGCUAUUUACCACCUGUCAUUCUGAACGAAUUGCCCUAUUUGGACUAGGAGGAGUGGGGAAGACGCAAGUUGUGCUUGAGUUGGCAUAUCAGAUUCGGGAGCUGUACUCAGAUUGCUCGGUAUUUUGGGUUCCUGCCAUGGAUACGGAGUCUAUUCACCAGGCAUACCAGAGGAUUGCGGAUCAAGUUGGGAUAAACACUUCUGAUACACAAGGUGAGGACGUCAAGGUUCUUGUUCAGAGGCACCUUAGUCAACCGGAAUCCGGCAGGUGGCUCCUUAUUUUCGACAAUGCAGAUGACCAUGAUCUUUGGAGUGAGACCAAAGACCUUCCAGUCAGCAAUCAAGGUGUCAUCUUAUUCACAACACGAAGCCACAAGAUAGCUCGCUUACUUGCCGCUGAAGAUGUUAUCCAAAUCACUGAGAUGAAUGAGCAGAAUGCUAUACAAGUCUUACGGAACAGUCUGACUCGCAAAGAGCUCCUCGAAGAUGUGGAAGUCACACGCCAAUUUCUUGACCGCUUGACUUAUCUCCCCUUAGCCAUUGUCCAAGCUGCAUCUUUCAUCAACGAAAACAUGACAUCAAUUGAAGCAUAUGUCAGACUUCUAGAUUGCCAGGAGCAGAGCGCCAUCGAUCUGCUGAGUGAGGAUUUUGAGGAUGAGGGCCGUUACAAAAGCAUUCGGAAUCCUGUGGCGACGACAUGGCUCACCUCUUUUCAUCAAAUUCACCAGAAACAUCCACUUGCCUCUCAGUAUCUGAUGCAAAUGGGGUGCAUGGCGAGUGAAGACAUCCCCACAUGCUUCCUUGGCAAGAGUAAUGCUCUUGAGCGGGAGAAGGCAAUCGGUGUACUAGUCUCCUAUUCCUUUGUACGCGUACAGCAAAGUGGGACUACCCUGAGUAUGCAUCGACUUGUCCACCUUGCAAUGCGAAAUUGGCUCAGGUCAGGGAUAUAUCUGCAAGCUUGGAAAGAAUGGGUGCUUAAACACAUUUCCGACAACUUUCCCGAGCCCGACCGGCUUCACCGAGGUCCGUGGAGGGCAGCCAUACCUCAUGCUCUUUAUAUCCUUGAUACAACAUCAGAUGAAGAGCCUGGAUCGCAUCGAGUUUGGCUACUAAAUCAAGUCGGCUCUUGCCAAUUGCUCGAUGGCCGGAUAGAAGAGUCGUUCGCACUGCUCAAAGAAUGCGUUGAAAUUGCAGAAAUCAUUUGCGACCCUGAUGAUGAACUCCUCCUUCAUACUCUUCGUAGCCUGACAAGAUAUCACCUUGAUCAAAAGAAUACGAAAGAAGCAGUGGUACUGCUUGAAAGGCUCACCAAGAUAACUGCCAAAGUCUAUGGACCCGAUCAUUUCAUGACGGCACGUGCAAAUCUUGAAAUGGGAUCGUUACUUUCACUCAAAGGAGAAUAUUCGAAAAGCGAAGAGCUGUGUACCCAAUCUAUCAAAUGUUUUCUGCGAGAGUUGGGCCCUCGAAGUUUCGAAACAAUUGAAGCGGCAGGUUGCCUCCUGAAUCUCUACAUCUUUCAGGGUAGACUCUCGGAUGCGGCAGAGUUGGCUCCACUCGUACUCGAGAUGUCCAAAGCAACAUUGGGAUCCGAUCAUCCCCAGACAGCUGUACAUGCAAGCCAACUGGGGAAAGUUUAUACUCAGCUAUGGCGGUUGGACGAGGCUGAAGCGCUAUAUACGACAGCGCUUGAGAUCAACAAACAAGUUCUUGGAUCUGAGCACCGACACACAGUACUCAACAUGAAAUAUCUGGCUGAAACAUGGGCCUUUCAAGGACGUCGGAAUGAAGCUAUAGAUUUGAUGACAGAGUGUGCCAGCCUCUUCAGCCAAGUUCAUGGCCCGGAGCACAUACAUACGAAGAAAGCACUGAGCACCGUGGAGGAAUGGAGCUCCCCAAAGUAA